Messenger RNA from Eublepharis macularius, 8063 nucleotides. It is a transcript of the gene MAP3K1, whose product is annotated as mitogen-activated protein kinase kinase kinase 1. The record is from RefSeq and is a predicted model, not a curated record. The transcript is spliced from 20 exons. The coding region runs from base 167 to 4672 and encodes 1501 amino acids. Gene Ontology annotation, molecular function: protein serine/threonine kinase activity; zinc ion binding; ATP binding. Gene Ontology annotation, biological process: protein phosphorylation. Gene Ontology annotation, cellular component: cytoplasm. Lineage: Eukaryota; Metazoa; Chordata; Lepidosauria; Squamata; Eublepharidae.
ACCUGGGCCCGCCCCGCGGUCCGACCCCCUUCCCGCUACGCAUCUUGCGUAGCUGGCGCCGCUUGCGUGGAGGCGUACGCCCGGGGGAUUCUCUCUCCUCAGAGCCGGUAUGCGGCUGGCUGCCUGGCUGACGGAGUGUGGGAUGUGAUGUGACCCGCCAGAGAAAAUGGCGGCGGCAGGAGGCUCCGCUGCGGCGGCGGCGGAUCGCAUCCCUUCGGCGGGAUUAUCGCCGGGUGCCGAAGCCGCCGCCGCCGCCUCCUUUUCCCUGGCGCCCGCCCGGAGCCCGAAGCUGGUGAGGAGCGGCGUGGUCGGAGGGCUCCUGACGAGAGACUCGGGCGGCGGCGGCGGCGGCAGAGAGCCGCGCUCGGACUGGAGGCGGAAGCAGCUGCGCAAAGUGCGGAGCGUGGAGCUGGACGGGCUGCCGGAGUCCGCCGACUGCCCGGAGCUGCCCCUCUGCCUCUCAGCAGCCGGGGGCGCCACGGCGGGCGGCGCCUCCUUCUCGGCUGCCCAGCCCGCGCGCUCCACCCCCGGCAGCCCCGCGUCGUCCCCCAGCCGCAGCUUCCACGAGCAGCCGCCGCUGGACGCCGGGAGCCAAGCGGCCGGGGCCGAGAGGACCAUGGAGCCGCCUCCGCCGCCCCACUCGGCGCCAGGUCGUGACAUGGAGAAUAAAGAAACUCUCAGGGGGUUGCAGAAAAUCGAUGACCGCCCAGAAGAGCGCAUGAUCAGAGAGAAACUCAAGGCGACGUGUAUGCCUGCCUGGAAGCAUGAAUGGCUGGAAAGGAAGAGCAGGAGAGGUCCUGUGGUGGUAAAGCCAAUACCAAUAAAAGGAGAUGGCUAUGAAGUAACUAAACCAGCAGUAGAAGCUCCGACUGAAGGGCAAACAACUGCUACUUCACCUACUCAAAAGGGAAGACGGAGCCCUUCUCCUAGCAGUUCAUCCUCAUCCUCUUCUAGGACUAUUAAGUCGGAAUCUCCUGGAGUAAGAAGAAAAAGAGUAUCUCCAGUGCCUUUUCAGAGUGGAAGAAUAACACCACCACGAAGAGCUCCGUCUCCAGAUGGCUUCUCUCCAUAUAGUCCCGAGGAAACCAAUCGCCGAGUCAAUAAAGUCAUGAGAGCCAGACUGUACCUCUUACAGCAGAUAGGACCCAAUUCAUUCUUGAUAGGAGGAGAUAGCCCUGAUAAUAAAUACAGGGUUUUCAUUGGGCCUCAGACCUGCAGCUGUGGUCGUGGAACAUUUUGUAUUCAUCUUCUGUUUGUUAUGCUUCGAGUGUUUCAACUUGAACCUUCAGAUCCAAUGCUUUGGAGAAAGACCUUGAAGAACUUUGAGGUUGAGAGUUUGUUCCAGAAAUAUCACAGUAGGCGUAGUUCAAGAAUCAAAGCCCCCUCUCGUAACACCAUUCAGAAGUUUGUAUCACGCAUGUCAAAUUCUCAUACAUUGUCAUCAUCUAGUACGUCUACAUCUAGUUCAGAAAACAGUAUCAAAGAUGAAGAAGAACAAAUGUGCCCCAUUUGCUUGCUAGGCAUGUUGGAUGAAGAGAGUUUGACUGUUUGUGAAGAUGGCUGCAGAAAUAAGCUUCACCACCAUUGCAUGUCAAUAUGGGCAGAGGAAUGUAGAAGAAACAGAGAGCCUCUUAUAUGUCCUCUUUGUAGAUCCAAGUGGCGAUCUCAUGACUUCUAUAGUCAUGAGUUGCCAAGCCCUGUUGACUCACCUUCUGUUCUUCGUGUGGUCCAGCCCCAAACGCCGCAGCCCACAGCUGGCUCACCAAGGAGGAGUCAAGAUAGUAAUUUCAACCUUACUCAUUAUGGGGUUCAGCAAAUCCCAUCAGCUUAUAAGGAGUUAGCUGAACCAUGGAUUCAGGUAUUUGGAACAGAACUAGUUGGCUGCUUGUUUUCUCGUAACUGGAAUAUACGUGAGAUGGCCCUUAGACGCCUUUACCAUGAUGUUAGUGGUGCUCUGUUAUUGGCCAACGGGGAAAGCACUGGAAAUUCUGGAAGCAACAGUGGGAACACCACAAGUGCUGGAACUCUAGGAGCAGCUAGUGGGUCAUCGCAGACCAGUAUCUCAGGAGAUGUUGUCGUGGAGUCCUGCUGCAGUGUACUUUCCAUGGUCUGUGCUGAUCCCGUCUACAAAGUGUAUGUUGCUGCUUUAAAAACAUUAAGAGCCAUGCUUGUAUAUACACCCUGCCAUACCCUAACAGAAAGGGCGAAGUUGCAGCAGCUUCUAAAGCCAGUUAUAGAGACUAUAUUGGUGAAAUGCGCAGAUGCAAACAGCCGCACAAGCCAGCUUUCAGUUUCAACGCUCCUGGAGAUGUGCAAGGGCCAGGCAGGAGAGCUGGCAGUUGGUAGAGAAAUAUUUAAAACUGGCCCCAUUGGUAUUGGUGGCAUUGAUUUCAUUUUAAAUUGCAUCCUUGGAACACAACCUGAAUCAAACAACUGGCAAGCACUUCUUGGGCGUCUUUGUCUUAUCGACAGGCUGCUGUUGGAGUUUCCUGGUGAAUUUUAUCCUCACAUUGUCAGUGGGGAUAUUUUGCAGGCAGACACCGUAGUAGACAGGUACAAGAAGCUGCUUUCACUAUUGAACUUUGCUCUGCAGUCGAUUGAUAAUUCCCAUUCAAUGGUUGGCAAACUGUCACGAAGAGUAUUUUUAAGUGCUGCCAGAAUGGUCGCAAGAGUACCCCAUGUGUUUGUGAAACUGUUAGAAAUGUUGAGUAUGACAAGCUCAACACAUCAUACCAGAAUGCGUCGGCGGCUGAUGGCUAUAGCAGAUGAAAUGGAAAUAGCAGAAGCCAUCCAGCUAGGUAUGGAGAACGUGCAUUCUGGGCAUGACUUUGCACAGCCUCCAGUUCCUGAUAACUCUCCAGAGUCUACGGGGAGCAACACUCCCAAUAACACAAUCCACUUAUCAGGGAAAAAUGGGAAAAGUUUAGGUGAUAAAAAAUCAGGUGCCAGUCCUGAGGACGUUUCUGAUGCAGUGGCUGGCAUUUCUUUAGGUCUUUCUGUUUCUUCAGGAACUCUGGAGCAACCAAAACCAGCCAUUCAGACAAAAGGUAGACCCCAUAGUCAGUGCUUGAACUCUUCUCUCUCAUCCUGUCAUUCCCAGUCAGUAUUCCCAACUCUGCCUUCCCAUACUACUCCACCUGUACCAGCAGGAACGGAUGUUUCUAAACUCAGACCUCAGGGAUUUGUUCCCUGCAAAAUACCCACUGCCUCUCCCCAAAUGCAACGGAAGCUUUCUCUCCAAAUUCAAAGAAACUGUGUUGAAAAUAAAGAAUCCGAAAAGCUUUCUCCAGUCUUUACACAGCCCAGGCCUUUGCCUUUCAGUCACAUACACCGGCCAAAGCCAUCUCGACCUACUACGUGUGACCUGAACAAACAGGGUGAAGCUUCCAAAAAUAACAUGACGCUUAAUUUAAACGAUAUAGCACAGUGUGAUAGUAGUGCGGUUAUCCCAAGUGAAGAGACUGUUUUCACCCCAGUAGAAGACAAACGUAGUCAACUGGAUCUUAAUACAGAGCUCAAUUCCAGUAUGGAGGACUUACUUGAGGCAUCCAUGCCAACAAGCGAUGGAACGGUCACAUUCAAGUCUGAAGUGGCCGUUCUGUCUCCUGAACGAGCAGAAAAUGACGACACGUACAAAGAUGACGUGAAUCACAAUCAGAAAUGCAAGGAAAAGAUGGAAGCUGAAGAAGAGGAAGCUUUAGCUAUUGCCAUGGCUAUGUCAGCAUCUCAGGAUGCGCUUCCAGUAGUUCCUCAACUGCAGGUUGAAAAUGGUGAAGAUAUCAUUAUUAUUCAGCAGGAUACACCGGAGACCCUGCCUGGGCAUACCAAAGCAAAGCACCAUUACAGGGAAGACAUGGAGUGGCUUAAAGGUCAACAAAUUGGCCUUGGUGCCUUUUCUUCAUGUUAUCAAGCUCAGGAUGUUGGAACUGGGACAUUAAUGGCGGUGAAACAGGUGACGUAUGUCAGAAAUACAUCGUCAGAGCAGGAAGAGGUGGUAGAGGCCUUGAGGGAGGAGAUAAGAAUGAUGAGUCAUCUGAAUCACCCAAAUAUCAUUCGAAUGUUGGGUGCUACAUGUGAAAAGAGCAACUACAAUCUCUUUAUAGAAUGGAUGGCAGGGGGAUCUGUUGCUCAUUUGUUAAGUAAAUAUGGAGCCUUCAAAGAGUCUGUAAUUACAAAUUACACAGAACAGCUGCUUCGUGGCCUUGCUUAUCUUCAUGAGAAUCAAAUCAUUCACCGAGAUGUCAAAGGUGCCAACUUGCUAAUUGACAGUACAGGUCAUAGGUUAAGAAUUGCUGAUUUUGGAGCUGCAGCUAGGUUGGCAUCUAAAGGAACUGGUGCUGGAGAGUUUCAAGGACAAUUGUUGGGGACCAUUGCAUUUAUGGCGCCUGAGGUGUUAAGAGGCCAACAGUAUGGUAGGAGCUGUGAUGUGUGGAGCGUUGGUUGUGCUGUUAUAGAAAUGGCUUGUGCUAAACCCCCUUGGAACGCUGAGAAACAUUCCAAUCAUCUUGCUUUGAUAUUUAAGAUUGCCAGUGCAACUACAGCUCCAUCAAUUCCAUCACAUCUGUCUCCAGGUUUAAGAGAUGUGGCACUUCGAUGUUUGGAGCUUCAACCUCAGGACAGACCACCAGCAAGGGAGUUGCUGAAACACCCCGUCUUCCGCACUACGUGGUAGUUAUGUAAAAGUGGGAAUACACUGAUCAUGAUGCUACUGAAUAGAAAACAGUGCUGGUCUUCCUGUGCAGCUUGUUAUGGCAGUAUGUUGUAACUGCUCAGCUGGCCCUAGUUAUACCUUUUGAGGACUUGAGGUCAGCAGAGGACCUGUACUUAAGUAUGUGACUGACAAAUCGAGAUCUCUACCUAAGCUUAGUAUGCAACGUUUCACAAAUCGUGCAAAAAUAUGUAAACUGUGCCUUUCUCAAAGAUCUGGCUCUUGGUGACAGAAAAGCAAUUCCUCUUUUCAAUCUGCAUGAUUAUUUAGUGGAGAGGUGAUUUUUUUAAAAAAAAAUUAUUUGGGAGCACUUUUUCAGCAAUGUUAGCAACUGAGGGGCUCAGGAGCCAUUGGUAAAACUGCUGUUGCUGUUCCAUUUCACACCAUGCAGAGAUAAGCAAUUUUGGCUCUGCAACCCAAUGUUAUUUGUUCCACCACUGGUUAUGAUGAAUGUUCAGUGUAUGUGUAUAAUGAGAAAAUAAACUUUGGACAGUUUCAAGACCACAUUUUGCCUUCUUAAGAGUCACUGAGUAUGGCAGUUGUGGUUUACUGUGCAUUCAUUUACUGCUAGCCUUGUAACUUCUCUGUUGAAGUUAUGGCUCUGUGCUUUCAUUUUUUUCCUUUGUUUCGUAUUCAGGGAAAAUGGAUCUUUUAAAACAUAUCCAGAAUAGCUGGAACAAGGUUCAAGCUAAAACGUUGCUGGAUAGCUUGUUUUUCUAAGCGACUGUGAUGCAGAUUGAUAUGAAAAUCCAAGAUAAAUGCUGUCUUUGAUUCAGUGUUUUUAAUAGGAUGUUUGAGGGGAUUCCACAGUUAUUUUGAAUAACAGAACAUGUUACAUUUUGGAGCCUUUUUCAUGUAAAAAAUUCUCUUGGUAAAACUGUGUAAAAGCAGCUUCAUAUGUCAUGUCUGCUGCCACCCAGCUCUGCUGUUAUCAGCCUUUAGGAAACAAAGCUUUAAAUCCAGUCUUGCUCUGUUUAGCACUGCAUACGUGUCCACUCUUGAUAUCAUUUUGCCUGCUGUUUUCCUUCUGCCAUACAUCAUUUGUUUACAGUUACAAUUAGAGAUAAAAUUUCCAGAAAUUUUGAAGCCAUGGGGGAGAGAGCAGAAAGUUUUUCAAGUUGGGUAGCCAGCCAUGUUUGUCUGUAGCAGUAGAAAAGAGCAAGAGUCCAGUAGCACCUAUAAGACUAACAAAAUUUGUGGUAGGAUAUGAGCUUUCGUGAGUCAUGUAGUAUCUGCAGAAGUGAGCCUGUCACUCACAAAAGCUUAUACCCUACCACAAAUUUUAUUAGUCUUAUAGGUGCUACUGGACUCUAGGAUUUUUUUCAGGUGUUUUUAAAAAACUGAAAUUUUGGGGGAAAUUGAACUAUAUUGAAAUAUUUUCCUAUCAAACCGAAACAUAUUUUACUACUUUACCAAUAUAAAAUGCAUCUUGUAAUUUAGUUAGCACAUAAAAUGGUACUGAUUGGAGUAUUUAUGGAAUUUUAAAAUAUAAAUGGCUUAGUUCUCUAUAAGCAAAACUGCAGGUAUAUCACUUGAAAGACUGCUGCAAACUGCAGCACCUUAGAGCAUAUAUCUUAAUUUUUGCCUUCUGAGGCAAAAAAUAAAUAAAUAGGAAAAAAUUGAAAUUAAAAAAUCAGUGUUGUUAACAAGAGAAUAUAGCAUUUGGACAGACAUUCUCAUGUAGUUAUGAUAUGACUAUCAACCUAUUUGGCUAUCAAGUUAAAGUUCAUAAUCUUGAGAAUAUUGACCUCCAUAAUACAGUAUCACACAUUAGAGCAUAUUAAUUGAGGAAAAAUUAUUCAUAUUUAAACCAUAAACAUAUCUUUGAAAAUAUGUUGACUGUCUACAUAGGAAUUAAUCUAGUGGUAUAGACUGUCUUAUGUAAAAAACAUUUGUGCUACAACUUUCAAGUAAAACCUUGUCUUGAAGAAAAUUGUCAGUGCUUCUCAAAAUUCCCAGUUUUAUAUCAAAAAAUGAGGGGGGGGAAUUCUGGGUAGAAGAUAUAGUGUUUUUUCUCUGUAUUUUCCAGGUUUUCACAAUUGGAUAUUGUGUAAUUGGGCAAUUUUUUUAAAAAAAGCAUUAAAACCCUAGUUCUUUAGAAGGCGGCAUAUACGGAAAAAUGAGCUUGAAUUUUAGGAAGGGGAAAGUCGUUAAUAAAAUGUGACAAAAUGCUUCACCAAGAGUGCAGACUACUUUUUAGCAAAUGCUUACGUGUAUUAUGAUGAUUUUAAUUAUGGGCUUUUAGAUUCUGAUGCAUGGAAUAUUGAAGGAAAAUGGCAGCUGUUCUUUUGCUUUUUAAUGAGUCUUUUAAAAAUAAAGUACUGAUUUGUGUUUCAAUCAUCUUUGUUAAAUAACUGUUUGUGUUUUAACUCUUCAGAAGCCAGUUGAAUUAUUGACCAGAAAUUGGUUAUGCUCAAAGACUCAGGACAAACUAAAUAAGCUAUAGUGCUGUACAUUAUUAACAAUGUAUAGUCUCACAAAUUGGAAUCAAAACAAGAGGUUUACAGCAAUGAUCAUGCUAGCAUUAACUAAAAGCAAUUAUCAUGAAUUGUGGAUGUGUAUUUCUUCUUGAAAUGUUACAUUCCUUUUGCUUUUUGAAAAUUGGCAAAUUUUGAAGAGUUAAAAACAAAAUUGAAAUGUGAAGUUUGGUAGUUCUGUUUUUGUAUAUGACUUCUGUUUCUUGACAGUUUAGAGUUUCUCAUUAUUCUAAUCAGAUUUGUUUCCAAGUCUCUCAUGUGCAAGCUUUAAAGGAUGAACUCUUGCCAAUUCAUGUACUGGAAGAUCGGUUGUCAGAUCAAUGCUGUUUCUGACAAAAAUGUCAAUUGUAUUAAAUUGAUGAACCUCAGCUAAUCAGUAUUACCUUUUUAGAUCGCCAUGUCUACCACGUAUCAAACUCAGACUGCCUCUUGGUGUCUAAAUGUGUUGAGUUCUAUUGCAUUUCCCUCCGCUUGCUGGUAAUUGUGGUGUGUUUUAAAAUGCAGAUGUGAUGUAAUCUUUAUUUUCUUUGGAUCAAAGCUGGACUGAAAAUUGUAUUGUGUAAUUAUUUUUGUGUUCUUAAUGUUAUUUGGUACCUAAGUUGUAAAUAACGUCUACUGCUGUUUUAUUCCAGUUUCUACUACCUCAGGUGUCCUAUAGAUUUUCUUCUACCAAAGUUCACUUUCACAAUGAAAUUAUAUUUGCUAUGUGACUGAUUCCUAAGACUUCCAGGGGCUUAAGGGCUAACUUCUAUUAGCACCUUACUGUGCAAGUAAAUUUUUAAAAUCUCUGGGUUAAGAAAAUUUGGCUUCAUUAUAUCCUUUGUUAUUUUAAAUAUAUCAAGAUAUUUUAAUUAAAAGUUUUUACCCUGUUGAACCAA